AUGGAGAACGGGUCAAAUGACAGCCUGGCGGGUCCAGAGCCCCAAGUUCAACGCCUCUCACUAUCCCCAUAUUGCCCUGCGAGCCUUCUCCCAUCAUCCCAUGCCUCGGGGCGGACCCAACGGCCCGCAACCUUUUUGAUCACACGCUCACCACGAGAACCUGGCACAGGCACAGAAAACCAGCCGCCUACCGCUGGUGAUGAGUUGGCAGGGCCGGCGCGAGCGCGUGGCGCUGUAUCCUCGCAGGAGGCGAGUGCGCCGUGCCAAUCAGCCCCGAAGAAACGGGCUAAAUGUCGCUAUUUUGCUUCCAAGAAGGGUUGCCGUGCUGGCGCGGAAUGUCCAUACAUCCACGAUGCCGCUGGGAUUGAGCAGAGAAAAGCCACACCCAACCAGUCAUCUGGACCUCAAUCAUCGACUAAUGAUGCCCGGACGUCAGAUGCCGGCAUGGCUAGUGCGAUCCAGGACUUGAAGAUUACUGAAGCUGUGUCAAAGCAAGCCGUGACAACGCCUCAAGUGGCCCAGACUCCACGACCGGUCUCAAAGGUAGAGAAGAAUGACCCGAGAGAAUUCCAGCUCAAUCAAUUGAGGCGACGGUUCCGUCCACAAGAGGAGAGUGAUGAUAACGGGUCGACUCUAUCGUUUGGGCUGGCUCCCUCGGACCCCGAUUUUCCUUUUGAAUUGGACGCCUUGCAAUGUAUUCUUCAUGUGCCGAAUACAUACCCUGGCAAGGGACGGCCGAGACUCACUGUGACCAAUCCUGAAAUGGAGGCUGCCUUCCAGGCCAAUGUAUCUAGGGGAUUCGAUGAUAUCGUCGACUACGCGAUUCGGACUAACGCCCGAGGAACUUUGCUCAAUUGGGUGAACACUCUUGAUAGGCAGCUCGAACGGCUUCUGACUACUCUAGAAAGGGGACCCAAGCUUACCUUUGUGGCCAAUGUUGGUAGCAGUCCUGCGAAUCCAGUACCGACGCAACAGCAGAAGCCAAGCUCAGUUGCGACUGUGCAGCCUCGCGCACCUCCUACGGCGUCGGUUUCUGCCACAUCAGUUGCAGCAAGCAAGCCGCCCGUUAUUGCUCCAAGCUACACGUACGAACAAAAGGCCCAAGCCGAGAAACGGAGGUCGAUGGAGACGAAACAACUUGAGGCUCGGCUUGGAAGACUCCCCUUGUUCCAGAAGCGGUCAGAAACCACUUUCAAUAUCCCCAUUCAGCCCACCAAGCAGGAUCGUCUACCGAGGUCACUUCAAAAUGUGAAAACAGUGAAGCUCAUUGUGCCUCCGCUCUAUCCACUGGAGCACAGCUCCAUCGAAAUGCAGGGUGUGGACAACCCCGAAGCCAGAUCUGUGGAAGCCGGAUUUGCGCAAUGGUUCGAUAAGAACACUUCGAUGAACUUGGUAUCACAGAUCAACUACCUGGCAAGCAAUAUGCACAACUUUGCCAAGACACCUCUGCCCGAGGUCGCAGAGCAAGCUCAACACGAACUCGUCCAAGAAGAGGAAGAUACUUCUGCGCAGCAGUCUGAAGAUGGUGUUCCCAUCGAGGCUACAGGAGAUAAGCCUCACUUGCAUGUUAUCCCACGUCCACCCGAGUGGUCCGUCCCCGAGCAACAAAGUGGCAGCGACAUGACCGAAGAAUCCAGCUACGAAGAAGACUCCGAGGAGGACGAGGAGGCCGAAGACUCUGAAGAAGGCGGUGCCCCUGUCCCCGCGGUUCUGGAUACCCCAGGCCGAGGCGUUGCACUUUCAUUCCCAUUCCUGGAACUAUAUGGCAUCGAGUUGUUGGAGAUAGCCCACCUCGCUAUUACUAUCAAGUGUGACCGCUGCAAGGAAUCGAUGGAUAUCAAGAAUGUACCGCAACUUGCGGAUCCCAAGGAUAUGCCGAAGAUCGAGUCUUGCAAGAAAUGCGCCAACUCGAUGAGUAUCGGGUUUAGGAAACAGCUGAUGCAUUCGCACGCGAACCGGGCUGGGUACCUUGACUUGGAUGGGUGUACUGUUUUGGAUCUUCUUCCAAGCAACUUCAUCCCAACCUGCUCCGAAUGCUCUACCACCUACCAUGCCCCGGGUGUAUCAGCCGUCCGCGGUGAGAGCGCCAUGGCAAUUUGCCGACACUGCCACCGCAAGAUGGUCUUCAAAAUGCCCGAGGUCAAGUUCCUGGUCGUAGGUACGGCGGCUAUGUCCUCUCGUGCCGCGCUUCCAUUGAAGAAGAGGCCAAAGGAAGUCCUUGGUAUCGUUGCCGGACAGGAACUUCCCCGGCGCGGUCGGUGCCAACACUACGGGAAGAGUUACCGUUGGUUCAGGUUUAGUUGUUGCGCGAAGGUGUUCCCUUGUGAUAAAUGCCAUGAUGCGGAAACGGAUCAUCCUAAUGAACACGCUAAUCGUAUGAUUUGCGGUUUCUGCUCUCGCGAGCAAAUCUACAGACCAGAGAACUGCGGAAUCUGUAGAGCCGUGCUCAUCGGCAAAGCUGGUAGUGGAUUCUGGGAAGGUGGCAAGGGAACGAGGAAUCGGGCUCUUAUGAGUCGUAAAGAUCCUCGCAAGUAUAAACGGCGUGGCGGGACUGUGCCUGGGGGAUCUAGCUCGAAGAAGAAGUAG
Molecule: messenger RNA, 2586 nt
Organism: Penicillium cataractarum
Lineage: Eukaryota; Fungi; Ascomycota; Eurotiomycetes; Eurotiales; Aspergillaceae
Exons: 7
Coding region: 1-2586 (861 amino acids)
Molecular function (GO): zinc ion binding
Source: RefSeq, a predicted model, not a curated record